CUUAGCUUCGUCUACUAGCAUCACUAAAUAACGUCUCUUAGCUCUAGUUAGCUAUCGUGAUUUAAAAACUCGUGGUAAAGGAGUUGUUUGAUGUUCUUGGUGACUUAUUCACUGAGUGAACAUGAGUUUAGACUCACUUUAUCGACAAAUUCUUCUAAGUGAACAUCAUCUGAGCGAGCGGGCGCAGAAAUUGAAAGAUGUCAAAGCAGCUAUCGCGAGAAGCAACGAGAGGAUCAACAACGAGAGAGCUAACUACCAGCAGACCAAAGAGCAGCUGGAGUUAAAGGCUCAGCAGUCGUCCACCAUGAGGCUGCAGUGUGAUCUGAUGAAGAAAAGUGAGGAGCAGAUGUUGAAACAAAUCGAGGAACUGCUUUGUCAGAAGAACCACCUCAGGGAACAUCUAGAUAAGAUAAGGAAAACGUCUAAAGAAGAGGAGGAAAUGUUUCGUCAAGAGAUCUCAAGGUUCAACAGUGAUUUCAGUCUUCAGAGAAGCAGAGCACCAGGGCCCGAGAACCAGCUUGAGUCUGACCUCCUGAGGCUGGAUCAGGAGGUGGAAGCCUUACACAAAGAGAUGGAGCUGAUGAGGUGCAGCCACAGCAAUACGAGGUCCUCAGAUGAGGAGAUGAGGAGACUCCUGCUGGAGCUUCAGGGCGUGGACUACACUCAGAAAGCUGUGGAUCAGCAGCUGGAGGAGGCUCGGACUACCACAGAGUCUCUGAGGUCUGAGCUGCAGUCUGCCAGUCACAAACAUCUGACUGACAGCACCUGCCUCAGACUGAGGAAGGAGCUGGAGAUGCUUAAAGACGAAAAUCUGGAGCAUCAACGAGGGUCACUGCGCUCACAGAUCGAGUUCCUCCAGUCGAAAUUGAACAACCAGCAGGAAAAUCAGCAGCGCUAAAGCAGACACACACAUGUGAUUCUGCAUGUUCACAAACAAGA
This is a messenger RNA of Nothobranchius furzeri (turquoise killifish), 939 nucleotides long. It is a transcript of the gene ccdc172, whose product is annotated as coiled-coil domain containing 172. Gene Ontology annotation, cellular component: cytoplasm. The record is from RefSeq and is a predicted model, not a curated record. Lineage: Eukaryota; Metazoa; Chordata; Actinopteri; Cyprinodontiformes; Nothobranchiidae.